Messenger RNA from Carassius gibelio (silver crucian carp), 401 nucleotides. Its product is annotated as T-cell activation inhibitor, mitochondrial-like. Lineage: Eukaryota; Metazoa; Chordata; Actinopteri; Cypriniformes; Cyprinidae. The coding region runs from base 102 to 401 and encodes 99 amino acids. The record is from RefSeq and is a predicted model, not a curated record. Gene Ontology annotation, cellular component: mitochondrion. The transcript is spliced from 3 exons.
AAAGAUUGCUGAGUUACCAAAGCCUGUUCCAGCAGUCGGACUGGCUGAAAGAGUGCAUCAGUCACCUGUCGGGAGGGAUUCAGGUGAUCCACAUCGAGCGGAUGGGUCCAGCUGUGCCUCUGGAGGAACAAUACAGCGCCCUCAACACUUUCCACAAGAGACUGUUGUCUCAGCGCCUCUCUCUGCACCCCCACAGCAUGCAAGGCCUCACAAUGAGCUUGGAAAAUGACCGCUCCACCCCCUGCCUGCAUGAGAAGGGCCACUUCAUCAUCCUCACCAUGUGUGACACCCUCCAGCUGCAGAACUUCCUCCAGAGGCAGGCCCAGGAGGCCCGGAGACGCAUGCAACACAGAGACAAGUUUGAGAAGGAGGAAGAAGACCUCGUUUCGAUUUGCCUGUAG